Molecule: messenger RNA, 408 nt
Organism: Chaetomium globosum CBS 148.51
Lineage: Eukaryota; Fungi; Ascomycota; Sordariomycetes; Sordariales; Chaetomiaceae
Exons: 3
Coding region: 1-408 (135 amino acids)
Source: RefSeq, a predicted model, not a curated record
AUGCCCAGCGUACCGUUCGGGAAGGAGAUGAAGCUUCCCAACAACCUGAACGAGAUGGCGACACCUCGGUUGGGCGAACCGCUCGGGUACGAAGGCUCGGACUCGGCCGCCGAUAAGCUAGUGCUGUUCGUACCGGCUCGUUUAAACGGUCUGGUCACCGGGCAGUACCUGCUGGCUGGGCUGCCCUGGCUGAGCCUGGCCCCAGAGCCGGUGGACACUCGGGCCAGGCUCAGACACCUUGCCGUUGCGGGCGGCUGCCGUGGCUGCGUCCUGGCGCCCGCAGCCAAGCGGUCGUUCCGUGUCGGCGAAAGCUUCGCUCAAGUCGCCACUGUCUCAGCAUCGUCAAGCCUGGCACGCCAAGAUAUCCGCCCCAAUUUGAUGCCCGUUGAGUAUCGCAACACCAUGUGA